This is a messenger RNA of Acanthosepion pharaonis, 891 nucleotides long. The record is from the annotation of a GenBank genome assembly. NCBI's taxonomy places the organism in Eukaryota, Metazoa, Mollusca, Cephalopoda, Sepiida, Sepiidae.
AUGGAAGAGGAUAAAAGUCCCUUGCCCUACCAAAAAGGGAUUCCAAUAUUAUUCUUAUUACUAUUAAUAUCUAUCUAUCUAUCUAUCUAUCUAUCUAUCUAUCUAUCUAUCUAUCUAUCUAUCUCUCUCUGUCUCUCUCUCCCUAAACACCUGUGCCAAUGUUCUAUCUAUCUAUCUAUCUAUCUAUCUAUCUAUCUAUAUACAUACAUAUAUACGAUUGACAGUAACAUCUAUCUAUCUAUCUAUCUAUCUAUCUAUCUAUCUAUCUAUCUAUCUAUCUAUGUAUUUUUUUCGACAAAUGACAUCUAUCUAUCUAUCGGUGCAUGCGUAAGCAGGCAUAUAAUCUCUCUCUCUCUCUCUCUCUCUCUAUCUCUCUAUCUAUCUAUCUAUGUGUCUAAUACGUCGAUUGUUAUUAGUGUAUUUUCUCUAUUUUUUCUUUAUAUCUUUCUAUCUAUCUCAAUACGUUCAUAUCUAUCUAUCUAUCUAUCUAUCUAUCUCAGUAUCUAUCUAUCUAUCUAUCUAUCUAUCUAUUUAUUUCUAUCUAUCUAUCUAUCUAUCUAUCUCUCUAUCUAUCUAUUUCAAUACGUCCAUAUGUAUCUAUCUAUCUAUCUAUCUAUCUAUCUAUCUAUCUAUCUAUCUAUCUAUCUAUCUAUCUCAAUACGUCUAUAUCUAUCUAUCCAUCUAUCACUAUCUAUUUCAAUACGUCCAUAUCUAUCUAUCUAUCUAUCUAUCUAUCUAUCUAUCUAUCUAUCUAUCUAUCUAUCUCAAUACGUUCAUAUCUAUCUAUCUAUCUAUCUAUCUAUCUAUCUAUCUAUCUAUCUAUCUAUCUAUCUGUUCACGUCCCUCCCUGUAAGAAAAAAAGGAGACGAGGAAGGGAAAUUAAUAAAAUAA